Papaver somniferum (opium poppy) is the source of this 537-nucleotide messenger RNA. Its product is annotated as N-alpha-acetyltransferase 20-like. Bases 1 to 537 code for a protein of 178 amino acids. Lineage: Eukaryota; Viridiplantae; Streptophyta; Magnoliopsida; Ranunculales; Papaveraceae. The record is from RefSeq and is a predicted model, not a curated record. The transcript is spliced from 5 exons.
AUGGGUCGACCUUUGUCAGACUAUAUGUCCACCAUGUCAGAAUACCCUGAGUACUCUCUUGUUGCUGUAGCUCCUGGCAACCAAAUUGAGGGUUACAUUACUGCAAUUAAUGUAGGAGAAGGUUUAGAAAAGCAUUGCGAGAUUAAGGAGAUGCAUUACCUGAGAGGCGACAUGGCUGAGAUGCUACUCAAGACAGUAGAGGAAACAGCUGACAACAUGCAUAAUGUGUAUUAUUUGGAAGUAGAUUUGCACUCAGACAACCAAAAAUACCUUGAAUUGUUCAAUAAAGUUGGGUAUACUUGCAGUAAGGAGUAUUAUGAUGUCAUUCGUGGAGAUCUAAGCUCACGAAAUACUUGUCCGGUGGAGGCUUGCAUCUCUUGGCAGAAACUGCAGCAACCAGUACUGGCAUCUAAAACUGGACUUUCAGUGCCUUCUUCUACUAGUCCUUCAGAUGUGAUUACCGACGGUGAUAUGCAUAUACAUUUAAAUAGUGAUAGUGGUAUACAAAAAUACAUGAUAAAUAGUACGUCAAAGUGA